GCCACAUUUAUGUGACGUCACCGCCGGGGGGAGCUGUCCUCAGCGCUGGUUCUGAAAGCCAACAAGAUGGCUGAACGCUGGGGAGUGGAGAACUGAUUUUUCAAGGCGGAAACCCUCCCUCCUUUUUUUUUUAUGUUUACGAGCGGACCGCGACGCCGGCGUUCACCGUCAGAAGUGUGAAGAAAUCCCACUCAUGUGUUGCGUCACGACUCCAGUGAGGCCGCAGUGCUGCUAGCGGACUGCUCCAUCCCACAGCGUCCACGGCUACGGUUGUACACCCGGGAGGAAAGUCGCCAAGAGGAGCCAUCGAGAGAUGUCAUUGCUGUGUGUUGGAGUGAAAAAAGCCAAGCUUGAUGGACCCCAAGAAAAAUUCAACACUUACGUGACGCUGAAGGUGCAGAAUGUUAAGAGCACGACCAUCGCCGUGCGUGGCAGUCAGCCAUGCUGGGAGCAGGACUUUAUGUUUGAGAUAAACCGGCUGGACCUGGGCCUGACAGUGGAGGUGUGGAAUAAAGGGCUGAUCUGGGACACCAUGGUGGGCACUCUGUGGAUCCCCCUGAGCAGCAUACGGCAGUCCAAUGAGGAGGGUCCAGGUCAGUGGUUAACCCUGGACUCCAAUGUGAUCAUGGCUGAGAAUGAGAUCUGCGGCACCAAAGACCCGACCUUUCACAGGCUUCUGCUGGACACCCGCUUCGAACUGCCACUAGACAUUCCAGAAGACGAGGCCAGGUAUUGGGCCAAGAAGCUUGAGCAACUCAAUGCUAUGAGAGACCAAGAUUGUGCCUACCAAGAGGAACAGGAGAAGCCGCUCCAUGCGCCGUCCACACAGUGCUGUAAUUGGAGUCUGUGGGGAGAUCAGCAGAACGAGGACCCGGACAGCGCUGUGGACGACAGGGACAGCGACUACCGCAGCGAGACCAGCAAUAGCAUGCCCCCGCCCUUUUACACAACAUCUCAGCCUAAUGCCUCCAUGCAUCAGUAUCCCAUCAGGCAACAGCACUACAACCACUCAUACAAUGACGACAUGGACUAUGACCACAGAGACAUGAGACACAAUGAUAGUUUAGACUCGGCCACCAACGGGCGCAGCGAUAUCGACUCAGGCUCUGGGUCGAGCCGGCGCACCAGUCGCCAAUAUUCUCUAGACAGUAGGCAUUCGCUGUCCGAUAGCCCCACAGACAGUCGCUACGCCUCGUCGGGCGAGCUGAGCCGAGGCAGCUCCCAGCUGAGCGAGGAGUUUGCCCCCGAGGACGGCGAGAGCUUGCGAUGCUCCGAGUUCUACGACGAGAAUGACUCGUACCACUCCUGCCACUCCUCCAUCAGCUACGGCAAGGAGGACUUCCCGGGCUGGGACGGGGAAGACCCGCAGGGGGUGUACAGCGACGAGGGAAGCUACGUCAAAGAUGGAGGCGAAGACCGGGCGAUCUUUGACGAGGAGGGUGAGACGUAUGAGGAGGAAGGGGAGUACAACUACGAAGACGAGGAGGAGAUGCCGUACGAGGGGGACGAGGAUAUGUACCCGGUUGAAGGUGCCGUCCGCGAGGAGCAGGAGCCACCUUACACCCCAGUUAGCACGGCUACCACCAUCCUACCCCCAUCUGAUAGUGUGUCCUCCAGCAGGCCGCCCCUGGAAAAACAAACGUCGUUGCAUCAGCAGCAACUUCCUCCCGAACCCUCCCAACCCUCAAGAACCACUCCGCCCCUCCGACAAGAUGACACCUUGCCCCCUUUCACCUCAGACUCAGCUCUUUUUGCACCCACCCAGCAAGACUUAUUCACCACCACUCCUAGCAUCAACGGCACGUCCACCACCACCAGCACCACCACGAUAUCAAAGAUUCCAGGACCUGAUGUCAAGUUCCAAGAGCCUGAGCCAAAGUCCGAGCUGCCCCUGGAGGCACCUGCACCGGUGGAGCAAUUUACAGCUGAGGAGAGCGUCCCACCGGCUGCUGAGGAGAAAGCAGAGGAGCCCCGUGUCCCCAGUUUCCCAAAGAGGGAACUUAUGGAACCUGGUCCUGCGAGAGCCAAAGCCAACUGGCUCCGGUUGUUCAGCAGAGUGCGGCUACAGUUGCAAGAGGCCCGAGGAGAGAGCGUCGGCAUCGCCUCUCUGCUAUUAUCAGCGGGGAUGGGUGGUGCUCUUUACAGCAUCGACAGCAUGCCAGACCUCAGGAAGAGGAAAGCGAUGCCUCUGGUCAGAGAUCUGUCAUUGGUCCAGAGCUCCAGGAAGGCCGGCAUCACCUCAGCCCUAACGUCCAGCACACUGCACAACGAAGAACUGAAGAGUCAUGUCUAUAAGAAGACCCUCCAGGCUCUCAUCUAUCCCAUCUCCUGCACGACUCCGCACAAUUUCGAGGUUUGGACGGCCACCACCCCUACCUACUGCUACGAGUGCGAGGGUCUGCUGUGGGGCAUUGCUCGGCAGGGCAUGCGCUGCACAGAGUGCGGGGUCAAAUGCCACGAGAAAUGCCAGGAUCUGCUCAAUGCUGACUGUCUGCAAAGGGCCGCGGAGAAGAGCUCCAAACAUGGCGCGGAGGACCGAACUCAGAACAUCAUCAUGGUCCUCAAAGACCGCAUGAAAAUCCGCGAGAGGAACAAACCGGAGAUCUUUGAGCUCAUUCAGGAGGUCUUCUCUGUCCCCAAGCCAACCCACGGCACGCAGAUGAAGCAGAUCAAACAGAGCGUGCUCGACGGCACAUCCAAGUGGUCGGCCAAGAUUAGCAUCACAGUGUUGUGCGCCCAAGGUUUACAAGCCAAGGAUAAAACUGGUUCUAGUGAUCCCUAUGUCACCGUCCAGGUUGGAAAGACCAAAAAGAGGACCAAAACCAUCUAUGGCAACCUCAACCCUGUCUGGGAGGAGACUUUCAAUUUCGAAUGCCACAAUUCUUCUGACCGCAUCAAGGUGCGCGUGUGGGACGAGGACGACGACAUUAAGUCCAGAGUGAAGCAGAAGUUCAAGCGCGAGUCUGACGACUUCCUGGGGCAAACCAUCAUCGAGGUCCGCACGCUGAGUGGGGAGAUGGACGUGUGGUACAACUUGGACAAGCGCACUGACAAAUCAGCUGUGUCGGGGGCCAUUAGGAUGCACAUCAAUGUAGAGAUCAAGGGCGAGGAGACGGUCGCUCCAUACCACGUUCAAUACACCUGUUUGCAUGAGAACCUUUUCCACUUUGUGACAGACAUCCAGAACACCGGCGUGGUGAAGAUCCCCGAUGCUAAAGGAGACGAUGCAUGGAAAGUAUACUAUGAAGAGACGCCUCAGGAGAUAGUUGACGAGUUUGCGAUGCGUUACGGUGUGGAGUCCAUCUACCAAGCCAUGACUCAUUUUGCCUGCUUGUCGUCUAAGUACAUGUGCCCGGGAGUGCCUGCUGUCAUGAGCACCCUGCUCGCCAACAUCAACGCCUACUACGCUCACACCACCCAGGCUACUAACAACGUCUCUGCCUCAGACCGCUUUGCCGCAUCCAACUUUGGGAAAGAGCGAUUUGUCAAGCUCCUUGAUCAGCUGCACAACUCCCUGCGGAUCGACCUCUCCAUGUACCGAAACAACUUCCCAGCCAGCAGCCCUGAAAGGCUGCAGGACCUCAAGUCUACAGUGGACCUCCUCACCAGUAUCACCUUCUUCAGGAUGAAGGUCCAAGAGCUCCAAUCUCCGCCCAGAGCGAGCCAGGUGGUGAAGGAUUGCGUAAAAGCCUGUCUCAACUCCACUUACGAGUACAUCUUUAACAACUGUCAUGAGCUCUACAGCCGCGAGUAUCAGACAGACCCAGCUAAGCAGGGUGCAGUUCCUCCAGAGGAGCAGGGACCCAGCAUCAAGAACCUGGACUUCUGGUCCAAACUCAUCACCCUUAUUGUCUCCAUCAUAGAGGAAGACAAGAACUCCUAUACACCCUGUCUGAACCAAUUCCCCCAGGAACUCAACGUGGGCAAAAUCAGUGCUGAAGUGAUGUGGAAUCUGUUUGCACAGGACAUGAAAUAUGCUAUGGAAGAGCAUGAGAAAAACCGCUUGUGCAAAAGUGCCGAUUACAUGAACCUGCACUUUAAGGUCAAGUGGCUUUACAACGAGUACUGCAAAGACCUGCCUUUCUUCAAGAGCCGAGUGCCUGAAUAUCCGGCGUGGUUUGAGCCUUUCGUGAUUCAGUGGCUGGAUGAAAACGAGGAAGUAUCUCGGGACUUCCUGCACGGUGCUUUGGAGAGAGACAAGAAAGACGGGUUCCAGGUCACGUCCGAGCACGCCUUGUUCUCCUGUUCUGUGGUGGACGUGUUUUCCCAGCUCAAUCAGAGCUUUGAGAUCAUCCGGAAACUCGAGUGUCCGGACCCGCAGAUCGUAGGGCACUAUAUGAAACGGUUUGCAAAGACCAUCAGCAAUGUGCUUCUCGCAUAUGCUGACAUCAUCUCCAAAUUGUUUGCCAACUACGUCACCAUGGAGAAAGUGCCCUGCAUCCUUAUUAACAACAUCCAACAGUUGAGGGUUCAGCUGGAGAAGAUGUUUGAGGCCAUGGGGGGGAAAGAUUUGUGUGUGGAGGCCAGCGACAUACUAAAAGACUUGCAGGUUAAACUCAACAACGUCAUGGAUGACCUCAGCAGAAUCUUUUCUGUCAGUUUCCAACCUCACAUUGAGGAGAAUGUGAAGCAAAUGGGAGACAUCUUAGCUCAGGUAAAAGGAACGUCAAAUGUCGGGAAUGCCAGUAGCGUGGCACAGGAUGCUGACAACGUCCUGCAACCCAUCAUGGAGUUCCUGGACAGCAACCUGACUCUGUUUGCAAAGAUCUGUGAGAAAACGGUGCUGAAGCGUGUGUUGAAGGAGUUGUGGAAGCUGGUGAUGAACACCAUGGAGAAGACCAUCGUUCUGCCGCCACUUACAGACCAAACGGGCACUCAGCUCAUCUUCAAUGCUGCCAAAGAGCUGGGUCAGCUGUCCAAACUGAAGGAGCACAUGGUUCGGGAGGAGGCAAAGGCGCUCACGCCCAAGCAAUGUGCCGUCAUAGAACUGGCCCUGGACACCAUCAAGCAAUAUUUCCAUGCCGGGGGUGUUGGUCUGAAGAAGACUUUCUUGGAGAAGAGUCCUGAUCUGCUGUCCCUGCACUACGCCCUGUCCCUCUACACGCAGGCCACAGACAAACUUAUUAGGACCUUUGUCCAGUCCCAGAACGCACAAGUGUUUGGCGGCAAGGGGGUGAGGUUCACCACUAGUGAGGAUGUUUACCCAGAAAAGGGAUCUGGGGUGGACGAUGCUGUGGGAGAGGUGUCCAUCCACGUGGAAAUCUUCACUCACCCCAACACUGGCGAGCACAAGGUCACUGUGAAAGUGGUGGCCGCCAACGACCUGAGGUGGCAGACGCAGGGAAUAUUUCGACCUUUUGUGGAGGUUUUCAUUAUCGGCCCGCACCUGAGUGACAAGAAGAGAAAGUACGCCACCAAGUCCAAGAACAACAGCUGGGCGCCGAAAUACAACGAAACUUUCACUUUCACGCUGAGCAGCGAGGUGGGCCCCGAGUGCUACGAGCUGCAGGUGUGCGUCAAGGACUACUGCUUCGCCCGCGAGGACCGCACGGUGGGCAUGGCGGUGCUGCAGCUGAAGGACGUGGCGUCCAAGGGCAGCGUGGCCUGCUGGCUGCCGCUGGGCAAGCGCAUCCACAUGGACGAGACGGGCCUGACCGUGCUGCGCAUCCUGUCGCAGCGCAACAACGACGACGUGGCCAAGGAGUUUGUCAAGCUCAAGUCGGACCAGCGCUCCGCCGAGGAGGGUCGCAGCUAAGCGGCUUUCUGAUGGGACCGCGACCACCUGGCAUUCCAGUGCUGUAAAUACAUUCAUUCCAGGAGGAGCACGUGAGUUCAUCACCACGGAAUAACAACGUUGGGUCGUCGUCACUCGUGCCGUUACACGCGUCCUAUUCGGCUGCACAGGGUGUCCAAUACUGAAACUUGUAGCCAUUUUCUCUCCCCUUCCCUUCUUUCUGAGGAAGCGCCUUCAGGUAGUGGAACAGAGCACACUGCCUGACACCCACAUUGCCUUCUGUCUCCUUCACCCUCGUCGUUGUGAUGACAAACAGACUGUGUGUGUGCGUGUGUGUGUGUGUUUUCUUCUUCAUGACAAAGUAUUACGGCCCUACUGAGAAGAACAACUAGUACAAUUGUGAACCAAGAAUAAAGUAAUGUUACGUGAGGUCUUAAUGUUGCACAAAAAAAAAUAGUCCUCUUUCAAGAAGAAAGUCUAAGUCUCAUUAGAAUAAAGUUGUAACAUGAUGCAACGUUAAAAUGCUACGCAAAAGAUUUGGACCUGGAAAAAAGUUUCUCAUAAGGAAAAUUACAGGGGGAAAAAAGGAAUUGAACAUAAAUUUUCUGAAACUCUCGUGGAAAAGAAUCUUAAUGUUUAAAGGCCUACUGAAAUGAGAUUUUGUUAUUUAAACGAGGAUAUUAGGUCCAUUUUAUGUGUCAUACUUGAUCAUUUCGCGAUAUUGCCAUAUUUUUGCUGAAAGGAUUUAGUAGAGAACAUCGACGUAUAAGUUUGCAACUUUUGGCCGCUAAUAGAAAAGCCCUGCCUUUACCGGAAGUAGCAGACGAUGUGCGCGUGACGUCACGGAUUGGAGGGCUCCUCACAUCCUCACAUUGUUUAUAAUGGGAGCCACCAGCAGUAAGAGCUAUUCGGACCGAGAAAGCGAUAAUUUCCCCAUUAAUUUGAGCGAGGAUGAAAGAUUUAUGAAUUACGAUAUUGAUAGUGAAGGACUAGGAAGAAGAAGAAAAAAAGCGACGGCUCCGGGCGGCGGCAGUGUGAGCAUUUCAGAUGUAAUUAGACACAUUUACUAGGAUAAUUCUGGAAGAUCCCCUAUCUGAUUAUUGUUUUAAUAGUAUUUUAGUGAGAUUCUAAAGACAUACCUCGAGGUCGGAUGGCUGCGGUGAACACCAGUGUCUCAGAGAGAAGCCGAGGAGCCAAGCUCACAGCUGCCUUUUUUGACAGCUACAGGAGGAAGUCCCAUAAUCCACUGAUUUCUCCGGUAAGACUUAAUAUCACAAUUUCCCCAUCCAAAAACAUGCUGGUUGACGCAGAGAAAAGAUGUUCGCUUGACCGCUCUGCUUCACAACAAACAAAGAAACACCGGCUGUGUCUCGGUGCUAAAGACAGCUGCAAUCCACCGCUUUCCGCCAACAGCAUUGUUCUUUAUUAGUCUCCAUUAUUAAAUGAACAAAUUGCAAAAGAUUCAGCAACAUAGAUGUCCAAAUUAAUGUGUAAUUACGCCUUGAACAGAGACGACUUUUAGCCGUGUUUGGUGCAGCGCUAAUAUGUCCCCUCCAACACGUGACGUCACGCGUACGCGUCGACAUUCCGCGAUGUUUUCAACAAGAAACUCGCGGGAAAUUUAAAAUUGCAAUUUAGUAAACUAAAAAGGCCGUAUUGGCAUGUGUUGCAAUGUUAAUAUUUCAUCAUUGAUAUAUAAACUAUCAGACUGAGUGGUCGGUAGUAGUGGGUUUCAGUAGGCCUUUAAUGAAACGUAACUGUCGUAAAGUUAUGAGAAUAAAUUAUAUAAUUAUUUUUUAGAAUACAUUUGUAAUGUUACGCAAAAAAAGUUGUAACUUGUUGAGAAUAAAGUCGUAUUGUUGUGCGAACAACGUAACGUUAUAAGAAUAAACUCAGUCCCACACAAAAAAGUUGUAAUUUGUUAAGAAUAAUGUUAAGCAAAAAAAGUAACCUUUUGAGAAUAAAGUUGCAAUGUUAUGCGAAAAAGGUUGUAACUUUUGGCAAUAAAGUCGUAACAUUAUCCAGAAAAAAAAGUUGUGACUUGUUGAGAAAAAAGUCGUAACUUUAUGAGAAGAAAGUUCUAACUUUUUGAGAAUAAUCACAAUGUUAAGCAAAAAAUGUAACUUGUUGAGAAUAAAGUUGUAACAUUAUGCUAAAAAGUUGCAACUUUUUGAGAUUAAAGUCGUAGCGAUAUGCAAACAAAGUUGUAACUUAUUAAGAAUAAAGUAGUACUGUUAAGCGAAAAAGGUUGUAACAUGCAAAAAAAAAGUUGUAACUUUUUGAAGAUGAAGUUGUAUUGUUAUGCGAAAAAAGUUGUAACUUUUGGGAAUAAAGUUGUAACAUUAUACAGAAAAAAAAAGUUGUAACUAAGCGAAGAAAGUUGUAACUUUUUGAGAAUAAAGUCACAAUGUUAAGCGAAAAACGUAAGUUGUUGAGGAUAAAGUUGUAACAUGCAAAGAAAGUUGUUACUUGCUAGGCAUAAAGUUGUUACAUUGUGCUAAAAAGUUGCAACUUUUUGAGAUUAAAGUCGUAGCGAUAUGCAAACAAAGUUGUAACUUAUUAAGAAUAAAGUCGUACUGUUUAGCGAAAAAAGGUUGUACAUUUUGAGAAUAAAGUUGUAACAUCCUAAAAAAGUUGUAACUUUUUGAGAAUAAAGUCGUAACGUUAUGGGAACAAAGUUGUAACUUUUUGACAAAGUCGUAACGUUAUGUGAAAAAGUUGUAACUUUUGAGAAUAAAGUCAUAACAUUAUGCAAAAAAAGUUGUAACUUUUUGAGAUUAAAAUCGUAAUGUUAUGCAAAGAAAGUUGUAACUUUUUUUUAAAUAAAGUCGGAAUGUUAAGCGAAAUAGGUAACUUUGGAAAUAAAGUCGUAUCAUAAUGGAAAAAAGUUCUAACUUGUUCAGAAUUAAAGUUGUGAUGUUAUGCAGAGAUAGUUGUAACUGAGAAUGAAGUCAUAGCGUUACAAAAAAAAGUUUUAACUUGUUGAGAAUAAAAUCCAAACGUUAUGCGAACAAAGUUGUAACUUUUUUUAGAUAAAGUCGUAAUGUUAAGCGAGAAAGGUUGUAACUUGUUGAGAAUAAAGUAGUAAUUAAAAGAACAUUUUUUUUUAACUUUUUGAGAACAAAUUGUAACAUAAGGCAAAAAAGUAACAUUUAAUUGUGCUGUCAAACAAUUUUCAAAAUAGGAUCAGUCACACUUUACAAUUUGAUUAAUCAAGAAUAAAUGCAGUAUUUUACUCUACUGUAAAACAUCAAAUUACAUUUCGAAAAGUCCUAACAUUACACGACACUAAGCCACAACUUUUGUUAUUUUCUUUAAAUAACAUCGUAACACAAAAGGCCUAAUAAAAUAUAAUGAAGGGAAAUGUCAUGGAAGUAAACAUUUCAAUGAUAUGACUUUAAUCUUUUGAGAUACUUUUCUUCUUUCUUAUCUUUCUGAGGGACUCCCCUUCAACGGUGGUUCACAUGCACGACAAGGUCAAAGGUCCCAGACAUUCCACAUGUAAGAGCGGCCAAUAAAAGCACUCUGCAGUUAGGACAUGUGCACAAGUUUAUAUGAUUCAUAUUUCAUACUUUUUUCCAGAUUCUAUUUGUAGAUUUUGGCGACGUUAUCAUUCAGGAGUGUUACUUGAUUCCGGAAACGGCGCACACUGCCUCACACCCUCAAUGCCUUUUGUGUCCGUCACCCUCGUCUUUGUGAUGAUAAACAAACACCGAGUGUGUGCGUGCGUCUGUAUGAGUGUGUGUGUAGUCAUACAAUUUUGUGUCAUAUUUAGGCUAAGUUGCAUCUGACUUUGUUACUGUAAACAUUCCAGAUUGAGGAAAACAGGAAUUCCCUGACACGCUAACACGUCGCCGUGGUUACGCCACCAAAGCACAAAUGGCAGGAAACCAGAAAGUAAAGUGUGACCUCUGCUAAAAGGGCUGGUGACAUUUUGCAAACGUGCGACUCUGCUCGAGUCAAAGAGUGCAGAACAUGUCGGGUCUUCAUUCUCGCUGACGACAGUGAAAAAUUGUCUUUUUUUUUUUUUUUUUAAAUGCAGUACACGGUGGAGCCUCCAAAGUACAAUUGCCAUAGGAAUCAGACCGUUACCGCAUCAAACUUCCCCAUUUAUGUGCAAGUACAAGUGUAAGAAUACUUGUAAAAAGACGUUAAAAACAACAAAUGGUGCGUGUGCCGGGGAGGUGAGUUUCUUCACUGUCACCACCUUAGCAUGAAUUGAUUAACGUGGACCCCGACUUAAACAAGUUAAACUUAUUCGGGUGUUACCGUUUAGUGGUCAAUUGUACGGAAUAUGUACUGUACUGUGCAAAUCAAUCAAUCAAUCAAUACACAGACUACUCUAUUUUCCGGACUAUAAAUCGCUCCGUUUUUCCCUACGCGUUAAACUCUGCGGCUUAUGAAACGAUGUUGCUAAUUUAUAGAUUUUCCUGGCUAAUGGCCGUAAUGUUUUGUUGUCAACAAAUAGUUUUUAUAUUACAAUGACAGAGACAUUGAAUAUGUGUGUUAUUGUUUGUGCUAUGGUGCCAUCUUUUGGAUGAGUUUGCUCACUGCAGGUGCUGCGAGUGACAACGUACUUCCUGUUUCAUCCCUUCCAUAGCGUUUCUACGUGAAAAGUUUCUUCAUUCAUCACUCCAUUGUAAGUUUUACAAUAUAACAAAAACAAUUCUUACUUACUAAACCGUCCCAUGUGUGAUUCUGUAAGUGUUUUUAUGCAUAUUUCUACGUGUUUGUUAGCAUUAGUGAGUAUGCUAACAUGUUUACAAGUGUGCGUGUGUGUUAGUAAAAAAGUUGUAACUUGUUGAGAAAAAUGUCGUAACUUUACGCAAAGAAAGUUGUAACUUUUUGAGAAUAGUCACAAUGUAAGCGAAAAAUGUAACUUGUUGAGAAGGAAGUUGUAACAUGCUAAAAAGUUGCAACUUUUUGAGAUUCAAGUUGUAGGGAUAUGUAAACAAAGUUGUAACUUAUUAAGAAUAAAGUUGUUCUGUUAAGCGAAAAAGGUUGUAACAUGCUAAAAAUGUUGUAACUUUGUGAUAAAGUCGUAAUGUUAUGCGAAAAAAAUUGCAACUUUUGGGAAUAAAGUUGUAACGUUAUACAGAAAAAAAAAAGUUGUAACGUUAAGCGAAGAAAGUUGUAACUUUUUGAGAAUAAAGUCACAAUGUUAAGCGAAAAACGUAAGUUGUUGAGAAUAAAGUUGUAACAUGCAAAGAAAGUUGUAACUUGCUGAGAAUAAAGUUGUUACAUUAUGCUAAAAAGUUGCAACUUUUUAGGACUAAAGCUUUAGCGAUAUGCAAAAAAAGUUGUAAUUUAUUAAGAACAAAGUCAUACUGUUAAGCGAAAAAUGGUUGUAACUUUUGAGGAUAAAGUUUUAACAUCCUAAAACAGUUGUAACUUUUUGAGAAUAAAGUCGUAACGUUAUGCAAACAAAGUUGUAACUUUUUGACAAAGCCGUAACUUUUGAGAAGAAAUUCGUAAUGUUAUGUGAAGAAAGUUGUAUUUUUUUAAGAAUAAAGUCAUAACGUUAUGCGAAAAAAGUUGUAACUUUUUGUAACUAUUGUUUUUUCCUCGUAAAUUCACCAAAAUGAGGAUGAUCGGAGAGCUGGCUUCCACAGCGAGUGGGUCCACUUCUGUUAUGUUUUGAGCUGUUUUACUGCCGUGUGACAGGCCCCGAUUGAAUAAACAUUUACAAAAUAGUUUGUACCAGUAUAUAUUUGCAGGCUAAUAUAUGUGAAAUAUUUUUUAUUCUAAAAUUUGGUGGGUGCAACGCGAAUAGCAGUGUGCUCUAUAGCCCGGAAAAUACGGUAGUUCAGUUCAUCUUAAUAAUAAUGUAAAAUGCGUCGUGUUUUACUGAGCAGUCAGUACAAGACAUUUUGCCUUUCUCUUGUCCAAAUUGUUUGACUUUGGGGGUUCCACUGCUGUAGAAUCCGAGAGAAAUGUACUAACUCCAAUUCCAUGUGCAACGAAACAUGAAUUGAAAUAAUGAUGAAUAUCAUUUGUGUCAAAGGUCACAGGGUAUUUUUUUUUCUCCUAUUCUGGCCUCUCAUGAGCGCUUCCCCUCUCUGCUGAAGAUCCUCUCUUUUUAACCUUGUGUCAGAUUGGAGCUCUAUGCAUCUAAUCCAAACAAUCUGACUCGUCGUCUCUCUUUGAAUGUUUACAUUCUUCUUAUAGCAGCACAAGUGGUGGUGGACGUUUUGUUUGUUUAGAAUUGAAAAAUCUAGCUUUUUUAAGAAUGUUUAGUAUUUGGGCCACACUGAUGAAUUAAAAAAAUACAAUAAGUAAAAUUAUGAAUAUUUAUGUAGUUAUAUUUUGAGAACAAAGUUAUAAAGUUGUACGUCAAGAACAUAAAUUAUGAAUACAUUUGUAAGGCUGUAAGUAAAAACAGACUCAACUUGUAAAAUGUAGGGGGAAAAUGCAAAAUAUUGAACAUUUUGUCCAUGUCAAGGAAAACUCACGUUAUAAGAUUAACAAUGUAAAACCUGAAUAACUAAUUUUUUGGGGAGAAAGUCGUGUUUCAAGAAAUAAUUGUAAAAGUACAAUGAAUCAAAUUGGAAGAUGCGAGUUCGAUCAAUGUGUGAAACGUUGUUUUGUCUUCUAAAAUAAUUGUACCAGGACGUUACGAGAAUUUCUGUGUAACCAGAAAAAAGUCGGAAUUUUUUGGAGGAAGUCUUAUUUCAAGAAAAAACAAAUUGUAAGGUUACAAGCAAAAAUAUGUUUGUCUUUUAAAUGGAAAAUAAUACUAUGACAGGAAAAACUCACAUUAAGAGAAUUGUGAGUCAGUAAAAGUCAGUAAUAUAUUUUCUUUUUUGGAGAAAACGCAAAAACUUUUAACUUUUACAAAAAAAAAACAUUGACUGUCAUGAGUAACAUUUUUCACAAAAAUAAGUAUUUUUGAGAAGUUGAACUUGAAUUAAGUCGUCAUUUUACAAAAUAAUACAGCAAGAAAAUAGUUACUAAAAAAACAACUAAACUUUUUAAUAAAGAGGUUGUAAACAAUCUCAGGGGAAUAAUGUCAAAUUACAUAUUAGAAUAAAAGUUCUUUCUUAAUACAAUCUAAUUUGCCAUCUUACACAUGGAAUUAAUAUUUUUCCUUUAUCAUUUGACUUCACUCUUGUCUCGAUAUACUUUCUUUUCAGUGUGGCCCUCAUACUGCUUUGUAAUUCAAAAGCUGGUAACACACAGGUUGACACAAGUGAUUGUGUGUGAGUGCUUGACCACAUGGUGUCCACACAAAGUGCGGCAAUGAGUCCAAUCAGCUUGAAUGACUGAGAACGGAGAACAUGUGGAACAUGUCACAUAGCUGCUGAUGCCACGAAAUCUAUUUACAGCUCUUGACGAUGAAGCCGCCAUGUUUCAGGGUUUUUUUGGGGGGGCAUGCAGACAUUUGUGGGACGGAAGCACAAAGAAAAAGCACACAACUAAGAGGACAGACGUGCAUGUUCUGCUCUGUAGCUCACGUGCACGGUCCUGUACUUCCACAAGUGGUGCAUGAAGGGAUGUAAGAAAAGAAGCAUUGUGCCAGCACGUGCAUAUAAUAUAUAUUUAUUAUUUGAUGUUGUCCUUUAUUUUGAUAUUCAAAUGUUUGAGAAUAUAUAAAUAUAUAUUACUGAUGAUGUGUAGUGGUACAAAGUAGUCGCAUGGGACUUUUUUUAUACAUGAGAUGUUUCUAAUGUUUUUUUUUUAAAAUAUUAUGGUUCUUGAUGAAAUGUUGAGGUUUACUGGGACUACAGUUGUGUUUUUGCUUCAAAUAAAAAUUGGACAAUA
Nerophis ophidion (straightnose pipefish) is the source of this 13495-nucleotide messenger RNA. Its product is annotated as protein unc-13 homolog A-like. Gene Ontology annotation, cellular component: presynaptic membrane; plasma membrane; neuromuscular junction. The record is from RefSeq and is a predicted model, not a curated record. The transcript has 42 exons. Lineage: Eukaryota; Metazoa; Chordata; Actinopteri; Syngnathiformes; Syngnathidae. Gene Ontology annotation, biological process: synaptic vesicle priming; dense core granule priming; synaptic vesicle maturation. The coding region runs from base 314 to 5755 and encodes 1813 amino acids. Gene Ontology annotation, molecular function: diacylglycerol binding; syntaxin-1 binding; phospholipid binding.